Candidula unifasciata is the source of this 540-nucleotide messenger RNA. The record is from the annotation of a GenBank genome assembly. Lineage: Eukaryota; Metazoa; Mollusca; Gastropoda; Stylommatophora; Geomitridae.
AUGGCUCCGUUUCCAUUGAUCAAACUUGGGUACCUAGCAGUAAAGCAGAUCAGCAAACCCAUCGCUAAUUGUAUAAAAAAGAAAUGCAAAAAUCAACACAAUUUUUUCCGAAAAAAAAACAUUUGUAUGCCACCUGCCCAGUUUUACCAUUAUGAAGUGAAUGUCAGAUUACGAAUCCUCAGCUUAGGUCAAGCUCAGACUGUUGAUAAACUUAGCCAGAAGGAGGCUACUGAACUAGGGAGCGAAAUGCUCGGAGAGUCUGUAAUUUUCCUCAUGGCUGUCCUCGUUCUCACAUUAGAAUAUGCAAGAGCAGCACGAAAAGAGGCGGCCAAUGAGGACAAAAUUAAACAAGAGAAGAAACAGUUUCUAUGCAAGAUUCGGGAUCUGGAAACAGUGACAGAGAUUCAGGCGGCACAGAUCCGAGAACUGCAGCAUCGUUUAAACUUGCUGUACACAACUAAACAUGAAAGCCAAUCAUCAGUUCUUGGACUAGCACAGAAGCUAAUAGGACAAACAGACAAAACAGGAACAAGUCGUUGA